This is a messenger RNA of Eucalyptus grandis, 2267 nucleotides long. Its product is annotated as integrin-linked protein kinase 1. The coding region runs from base 247 to 1620 and encodes 457 amino acids. NCBI's taxonomy places the organism in Eukaryota, Viridiplantae, Streptophyta, Magnoliopsida, Myrtales, Myrtaceae. The record is from RefSeq and is a predicted model, not a curated record. The transcript is spliced from 12 exons. Gene Ontology annotation, biological process: protein phosphorylation. Gene Ontology annotation, molecular function: ATP binding; protein kinase activity; protein binding.
AAGAGCUAGAGAGAGAAAGAGUUUCUCCCUCGAUUCUCCCUUUCCUUCAUCUCUGCACUUUCCUUCCUUUUCCCUCUUGAGAAUAAUAUAUAUAUAAUCCCUACUUUCCCCAGAUUCCGCUCCUUUUCUUCUUCUUAUUCUUCUUCCUCCACUUUCUCUCUCUACUCCCACCACGAUUCCGGAGGAGAGAGAAAGAGAGAGAGUGAGCUCGCCGGUCGCCGAGCUCUCCGCCCCCGCCGUCCGGCCAUGGACGCCAGAUCCCAGCCGCGGUUCCCGCCCGGCCGGCAGUCCUCCCUCGCGCCCGACGAGGCCCCCGCCGACCUCGGCGACGGCGGCCCCGGCCCGGAGGCGGUCGGCCCCGGGGUCCGCCUCAUGUACGCUGCCAACGAGGGCGACCUCGACUCGAUCCGGGAGCUCCUCGACUCCGGCGCCGACGUCAACUUCAGGGACAUCGACGGCCGGACGGCCCUCCACAUCGCGGCCUGCCAGGGGAGGACCGACGUCGUCCAGCUGCUGAUCGACAGGGGCGCCGUCGUCGAUCCUAAGGAUCGCUGGGGAAGCACGCCUCUUGCGGAUGCGAUAUAUUAUAAGCACCAAGAAGUGAUAAAGCUCUUGGAGAAGAAUGGCGCGCAUCAUCCGAUGGCUCCCAUGCACGUCCAAAAUGCUCGGGAGGUCCCUGAAUACGAAAUCAAUCCAAGUGAGCUUGAUUUUUCGAGUAGCGUGAAUAUAACAAAGGGAACUUUUCGAAGUGCAUUAUGGCGUGGAAUCCAAGUUGCUGUCAAAACACUAGGGGAGGAAGUGUUGAGUGAUGAGAAUAAAAUAAAGGCUUUUGGGGAUGAGCUAGCACUUCUUCAGAAGUUGCGCCAUCCAAACAUCGUCCAAUUUUUGGGUGCCGUCACACAGAGCAGUCCCAUGAUGAUUGUCACAGAAUAUCUUCCACAGGGUGAUCUGAGAGCAUAUUUGAAAAGAAAAGGUGCAUUGAAACCCAUAAUUGCUGUGAGGUUUGCACUGGAUAUUGCAAGGGGAAUGAAUUAUUUGCAUGAGCAUAAACCAGAAGCAGUAGUACAUCGAGAUCUGGAGCCUUCAAAUAUACUGCGGGAUGAUUCUGGGCAUCUGAAAGUUGCAGACUUCGGAAUCAGCAAAUUGCUUAAAGUUGCAAAGACAGUCAAAGAAGAUAUAAAAGUUACUCGUCAAGACACUUCCUGGCGAUAUGUGGCUCCAGAAGUUUAUAAAAAUGAAGAAUAUGAUAUUAAGGUGGAUGUGUUUUCAUUUGCUUUGAUCUUGCAAGAGAUGAUUGAAGGUUCUGUGCCGUUCCCUUCAAAAACAGAAUAUGAGGUUCCUAAAUGUUAUGUCUCAAAUGAGCGUCCGCCUUUUAAAGCUCCAGCAAAGCAUUAUGCUCAUGGUUUGAAAGAUUUAAUUGAAGAAUGCUGGAAUGAAGAGCCAUUGAAGAGGCCAACAUUCAGCCAAAUAAUUAAGAGAUUGGAUCAAAUUUAUGUCCAGCUUAAUCGUUCCAAUAUAUGGAAGGUGAGACCCUUCGAAUGUUUCCAGAACUUUCGGGAAAUUUUUAAGAGGGAUCGCCUAAAUCCAAGCACUCGAUCUUCUCGCUACUCAACAAUGUGAAAAUAUCGAUCACUCCAUUUCUCACAGCUUUGGUGCUGGUCCUGCUGGACGAGCAAUCUUUUUGGCAGAUCUUGUCAUGCAUGCAGCACUCUGUUCCUUAUCAUUCCAUCAAUGCUGUUCUGCAUCUUGAUGAUUUGAAUUUAACGCCCCAUCAUCAUAUGCUUUCAACAUGUGUGCCAAGACAUUGUACAGAUUUUGCGGGCCAGUACCUGCCUUCUCUGUAUAGUCAUAAAGAAAAUGAUUUUCAGCUAUUUCUGCUUUGUUCUCUAUAAGCUGCUUUCAGUGAGUUGAGGCCUGCCUCCAUUCACAAAAGUCAUUGUGUUGCAAGAUACGUCCACCGAAAUUGAAUGCGGAGCUUGGACUAACUUUGGAUUGACUUUGCCGUGAUGAAGUGCAAAGAGAGCGAGUAAUUCCCGAUGUCGGUCCUUGGGCAUUUGACUGAGUUGGAUUUCAAUUGUGGAUUGGAAGCAGAGUUCUCAUCUUUUUUCUCUUUUGUCAUGGAACUAUCUUAAUCGUGUUCAUUCUGUUUCGUAUUUGGCUCUGUAAUACACUGAUCGGUCAUCAACAAGAGGCUGACUGUUAAGAGGUGUGUACAAUCGGAACCUGACGGGGAGUUCAUGUUAUGAUCGAUAAACCGUUGUUGUGUA